AUGGUCACAGAAAACGUAAACCCUCGAUAUCCGCCUCCCUCGGCUGAUUUCGACCUCCCCGGCCGGCGAAGAAUUCCCCACCCACCGCGAUUGGAGUCAUUGACCGAUCCACGCACCCGAACCGCAAAUUCCGCUCCGAGAUCUGCGCCUCGCUCUCCCCGCUCACCACGCCAAAGAUCGCGUUCGCCUCUGCCGCGGACUCAGAAUCCUCAUCAAAACCCGUGGCCGCCCACUCCGCCUCACCAUGGCCCCUCGCAGGGUACGAGGGGUGAAUGGAAAACCCCUAGACCUACCGGUCGCCCUCAAAUAUACGCCACACCACCUGACACCCAUCCCCCGAACUGGUCUGCGCGAGACGACUUCGAACGAUCGAUGCAUCGGAAACCUGUGCCUACGCGAGGGGGUCUCCGUAUAUCCAUGUCAACUUCCAGGUUGAACAGUCGGCGGCCGAGGACGCGGGAUUCUAUGGAGCGCCGCCCACAGGACUUGAGCCCCCAGGGACUGCCAUUGUCACGCUUCCCAACAAAUGGAACCGAUGAAAAUCCUCCCCGCCCAAGCGUCAAUUCGUCCGAAACCUGGCGCUCGAGUAUUGAACAAGCUAGUGGAACAGAGCGCAGCAGUGUUCUGACCAAGAGCAGCUCAAUCACCGAUCUUUCGCCGGAUACUCCCGACGCGCCGUAUGGGAUGGACAAUGGGAUGAGUGUCGAAGACGCCAUUUCCAUGUAUCUUGACGGCUUUAGCGACGUGACUGAAGAGCCUGGCUCGCCGAAAUCCUACGCAGGGAGUAAAGCGCCAUCAGUAACGCCUCCGCCAUCACGCGAUUCACACCUCGAUGAAGUACAGCCACUAGAAUUUCCGUCGCUGAGCGACGCUCCUCCGAUACCCCCGAUACCAGAAUAUACCAUUUCGCAAAUCACGAGGCCAGAUUCAUUGUUUUUGCCAAACUUGACUUACUCCGAACCCACCCCCGUACCGCCCAUACUCCCACAAUCUGCGCCAGAGUCCACACCAUUGGAAGCCGCACUACCAGAAUAUCCACAAGAAACCGACCCGUCAGACCCUAUUAUACCUGACUCUCCGCCCGAUCUCACUCCCUCCGUAUCGCCGGUACCUGAAGAACAUGAGGUGAAUCCUACACACCAACGACAACCCUCGAAAAAAGUGUUCAUUCCUGGACUAGUCCCACCGCAACUCCGCUCUGGGGAUGGCCCUCGAGACGAUUAUGGAUUCCGCAAAGCUACCCAAUAUGUAACUUUGGAUGAAUACGAGGCCUGGAAAGCUUCCUACUCCCACCAUGUGACCCAACGGAGAGCCAAAUGGUGUGAAUUGCUGAAGGAAAAUGGGCUGCCCACAUCACAGCCCACAACAUUCCCGCCGCAGUCUUCCAAGGUCAAGCGAUUUGUUCGCAAAGGAAUUCCUCCAGAGUUUCGAGGUGCGGCUUGGUUCUUUUAUGCCGGCGGGUACGAGCUUUUGAACCAGAAUUUUGGCAAGUAUGAUAAACUUGUUGCGAGUGCCAUGAGCUCACCAAGUAACGACGAUAAGGAGCACAUCGAGCGUGAUCUCCACCGCACAUUCCCUGACAACCUUCAUUUCAAACCGGAACCUACCGCUGAGCAAGCAGAGCAUUCCGGGAGCAGCAAUCCGAAUUAUUCUAAUGUCACUACGGAGACGCAGAUGAUUCAGUCUCUACGUCGGGUUCUGUAUGCUUACGCGCUGCAUAACCCCAAAGUCGGAUAUACCCAGUCUCUGAAUUUCAUCACGGGAAUGCUGCUUCUUUUCCUCCCCGAGGAAAAAGCAUUCUGGAUGUUGCAUAUAAUUGCUGCAGACUACUUGCCUGGAACCCAUGAGAUCAGUUUAGAGGGUGCCAACAUUGACCUCUGGAUCCUCAUGGUUCUGCUCCGGGACACCAUGCCAGCCAUAUAUUCCAAGAUCGCUGCUAUGGGAGGGACCCCGUCGGGACGAGGCAAAAUGCCUCCUUUGACAGUGACCUCUCGACUGCCAGACAUCACCCUCGGUCUGACCAACUGGCUUAUGUCAGUUUUCAUCGGAAGUUUGCCUCUAGAAACCACGCUGCGAGUUUGGGAUGUUUUCUUCUACGAGGGUUCCAAAACUUUCUUCCGCGUGUCUUUGGCAAUUUUCAAAGCAUGUGAAAAAGACAUCCUCGGUGUGACAGACCCCAUGGAAGCAUUCCAGAUUGUGCAAACCGUCCCUAAAAAGCUGUUGGAUGCCAACAUGUUGAUGGAUGAAUGUUUCGUACGUCGGCACCGCGUCGGACAAGGUCGUAUUGAAGAACUCCGAGCUCAACGUCGGAAGGCUGUCCGCGAAGAAAAGUUGCGACGAUCAGUAGCCUUCAGUAAAGGCCAGCUUCACUCUGGGACGGAUGAUUUCACGGGCCGAUCCCGUACACCAAUCCCGGGCCUCGAGCAUCGGGUGGUUGGUUCCUGGCGUCACUUGAAACAACAUGCAUUUCGUUAA
This is a messenger RNA of Penicillium griseofulvum, 2475 nucleotides long. RefSeq names its product putative GTPase activating protein (Gyp3). Lineage: Eukaryota; Fungi; Ascomycota; Eurotiomycetes; Eurotiales; Aspergillaceae. Bases 1 to 2475 code for a protein of 824 amino acids. The transcript has a single exon. The record is from RefSeq and is a predicted model, not a curated record.